This is a messenger RNA of Carcharodon carcharias (great white shark), 3038 nucleotides long. It is a transcript of the gene abcf2a, whose product is annotated as ATP-binding cassette, sub-family F (GCN20), member 2a. The transcript has 15 exons. NCBI's taxonomy places the organism in Eukaryota, Metazoa, Chordata, Chondrichthyes, Lamniformes, Lamnidae. The coding region runs from base 189 to 2078 and encodes 629 amino acids. Gene Ontology annotation, molecular function: ATP binding; ATP hydrolysis activity. The record is from RefSeq and is a predicted model, not a curated record.
CUCCCAGAGUGCGGAGCGCCGAGCACCGGCUUGUGGGUUCUGGCGGAGGAGAGAUAGAAGCCGGUCAGGCACGCGGCUUUUCCAGUUGUUUCUGAGAAGAGCGGCCGGCGGCAGGAAGCGGGUGCCGACGGAAAUCACCGCCGGCUUCUUCAGGUUGUACUUCCACAGACACACAUUAACCAGCAGCCAUGCCUUCUGACUUGGCCAAGAAAAAGGCAGCAAAGAAGAAGGAAGCUGCGAAAGCUCGUCAGCGGAAACCCAAGAUGGCAGAUGGGCCAGAGGAAAAUGGUGACGUUGGUGCAGAGGAAGUGGAAAACUCUGAAAGGCCGCAGCUGAACGGCUCUUCUGUUCAUGAUGCAGGAGUGGCGCACAUUACCAAUGAGCUGGAUGACUUUGAGCUGAAGAAAGCAGCAGCCCGAGCAGUCACAGGGGUACUGACCUCGCACCCCAACAGUACGGAUGUUCACAUCAUUAACCUGUCACUCACAUUCCACGGUCAGGAGCUACUGAGUGACACCAAGCUGGAGCUGAAUACUGGCCGCCGUUACGGGCUGAUUGGACUCAAUGGCACUGGUAAAUCCAUGCUGCUGUCUGCUCUAGGUCACCGGGAGUUACCAAUACCAGAACACAUCGACAUUUAUCACCUUACACGGGAGAUGCCACCCAGUGACAAAACACCACUCGAUUGUGUGAUUGAGGUUGAUAAGGAACGUAUUGAAUUAGAGAAAGAGGCAGAGCGUCUGGCCCAUGAAGACUCUGAAUGCGAGAAGCUUUUACAAAUCUAUGAGCGUUUGGAGGAAUUGGAUGCAGACAAGGCAGAAGUGCGAGCAUCACGGAUUCUGCAUGGUCUCGGAUUCUCACCAGCCAUGCAACGGAAGAUGAUGAAGGAUUUUAGUGGAGGCUGGAGGAUGAGAGUGGCACUGGCCAGAGCACUAUUUAUUAAACCCUUCAUGCUGUUGUUAGACGAACCCACUAAUCAUCUUGAUCUGGAUGCCUGUGUGUGGCUAGAAGAAGAACUGAAAUCAUUCUCCAGGAUCCUUGUGCUGAUAUCUCAUUCCCAGGACUUCCUGAAUGGAGUUUGCAACAAUAUCAUUCACAUGCACAACCGCAAGCUCAAGUAUUACACAGGUAACUAUGACCAAUAUGUGAAGACCAGGCUGGAACUGGAGGAGAACCAGAUGAAACGGUUCAACUGGGAACAAGAUCAGAUCUCACACAUGAAGAACUACAUUGCACGUUUCGGACAUGGCAGUGCCAAGUUAGCUCGACAAGCUCAGAGCAAAGAGAAGACCCUGCAGAAGAUGAUGGCCUCUGGGCUGACAGAGAAAGUUGUCAGCGACAAGACUUUAUCAUUCUGUUUCCCCUCCUGUGGGAAGAUUCCUCCUCCUGUUAUCAUGGUACAGAACGUCAGCUUCAAGUACACAAAUGAUGGGCCAUUGAUCUACCGAAACUUGGAGUUUGGUAUUGAUUUAGACACCAGGGUGGCCCUGGUCGGGCCCAAUGGAGCUGGAAAGUCUACAUUACUCAAACUUCUAGCAGGAGAUCUCUUGCCUUGUGAUGGAAUGAUUCGCAAACACUCACAUGUCAAGAUUGGACGAUACCAUCAGCACUUGCAAGAUCAGUUGGACCUGGAUCUGUCCCCAUUGGAGUACAUGAUGAAAUGUUAUCCAGAAAUCAAGGAGAAGGAAGAAAUGCGGAAAAUUAUUGGGCGCUAUGGGCUCUCUGGGAAGCAGCAGGUGAGCCCUAUCCGAAACCUCUCUGAUGGACAGAAGUGCCGUGUGUGCUUUGCCUGGUUGGCUUGGCAAACCCCACACAUGCUCUUCCUCGACGAGCCUACCAACCAUCUGGACAUUGAGACCAUUGAUGCCCUGGCUGAUGCCAUCAAUGAGUUUGAGGGCGGGAUGAUGCUCGUCAGCCAUGACUUCAGGCUCAUCCAGCAGGUUGCUCAGGAGAUCUGGGUGUGUGAGAAGCAGACAAUCUCCAAGUGGCAAGGGGGGAUCCUAUCAUACAAGGAACAUUUGAAGUCCAAGAUGCUUGGUGACAACCCUCAGAGCAGCAAGAAGACUCCCAGUGUCUGAAAGAUUCUCAGCAAUUUGGCAUCAACAUGAAGCGAAAUUCUUAAAACCAUUACAGAUCAUUCUUUUUCAAAUCCAGGUGGCUUGACACAGCAGUGUGGGCGAGGCUGAGUUCUAAGCAUGCUAGACAAUUGAAAUCGAAUGCAAAGAAUAAAUUGCUGUUCAUACUAUUAGCUUACUGAUCCUAGGGGCUGUCAUCUUCACCUGCUUGGGGAUAGUGGGUAGGAGGUUUUAAAACUAAAACACAGCCCAAUGCUCGUUCCUAUACUCCCGUUAAAUAUUGGGGGAUUUGUCUGCUCACCUUAUCCUGGUGAGGUAGGCGCUGCCUCUCUCUCAUCCCUUAUGUCCUGCUGGAGCAUCACCGCCAUUCAAAAACUUGUGUACAAAAAUCUGGCCCACCUCAAAUAUUUUGGACCACUGCCCUGCAUGAACAUUCAUCCUCUGCACCAACACUGAUGGUUACUUAGGGUUUUACCCACAGCCGUAACCAAACACAGCCCUCGACCUGCUCCUUUCUCAUUGUCUUGAGUCAGUUUAUCCCCUUUGACUGAAGGUUACAGGGGGUUUGCUGUGAGCUGGGCAUUGUGAAUGCUGGGCUACUUAGUGUUUCUCUCAUUAACUUUGUGGCCUCUUCAGUACUCAAUAACCCGGCAAGGUUGCUGUAGUUUGCCAAGAAACACAUUUCUUCCCUUUUUCUUGGGUCCCAACCACAGUCCUAUGCACGUGCUGUAGGAGCCCAGGUGGAGAGCUGAGCUUACUCUACUGUCCCCACCGUGCUGUUUGGCUUUGGGUACAGGACAUUGUGUAUGUUAUGCAGAGGACAGCUGCUCCGUUAAUGCAUAAAGUUUAAACCCAUGUUUCCUGUCCACUUUCCCUUUCCCUCCCUCAAAGUAGGUGGUUAUAAACUGCGCCACAGAUUAUGAUGCUGAUGGCUAAUUCUGAUUAAAGCUCAGAUUAAUAUUG